Messenger RNA from Dromaius novaehollandiae (emu), 5931 nucleotides. It is a transcript of the gene PDE2A, whose product is annotated as phosphodiesterase 2A. The coding region runs from base 142 to 2985 and encodes 947 amino acids. Gene Ontology annotation, biological process: cGMP catabolic process; regulation of mitochondrion organization; positive regulation of gene expression. Gene Ontology annotation, molecular function: 3',5'-cyclic-AMP phosphodiesterase activity; 3',5'-cyclic-GMP phosphodiesterase activity; protein homodimerization activity. Gene Ontology annotation, cellular component: cytosol; nucleus; synaptic membrane. Lineage: Eukaryota; Metazoa; Chordata; Aves; Casuariiformes; Dromaiidae. The record is from RefSeq and is a predicted model, not a curated record. The transcript is spliced from 31 exons.
UGGAGACACCCUCGCCGAGCGCGGCGGGAGGCUCCGCUCGCAGGCAGCGCCGAGCCGGGCGCCGCGGCGGCUCCUCGCCGCCCGGACCCCUCGCCGAGCCCCCGCUGCCCGCCUGGCAGGGCUGCCGAAGCAUGCGGAGCCAUGGGCCAGGGCUGCGGACACUCCAUCCUCUGCCGGAGCCAGCCGUACCAGGCGACCACAUCUGACCUACGGGGCCAGCAGGUCUUCUUGAAGGCGGAGGACUCCGCGCCCGGCUCCGAGGCGCUACAGGACGCGCUGCUGGGCCUGGGGGCCGUGCUGGACGGCGCCGGGCUGCGCCGAGCCCUGCGCGAUGCCCUCGUCGCCCUGCUGCCCAAAGUGGAACAAGUCUACGUCUACCUGCUGGAGGGCGAAAGCCGGCUGACGUGCGACGACCCCCCCCACGAGCUGCCGCCCGAGGGCAAGCUCAGGGAUGCGGUGCGGAGGCAGAAGCGGCUCGAGUGCGGGGGGCUGCCGCCCGCCGAGCUCCCGGGGCGGCAGCUGGGGCCCCUGGCAGCGCCCCUGGCCCCCGGCACGCAAGUGCUCGUGGUGCCGCUGGUGGACAAGGACAGCGGGGCCGUAGUGUGCGUCAUCCUGGUGCACUGCAGCCCCCUGAGCGAGGCGGACGAGCAGAACCUGCGGGCGCUGGAGAGACACACCCUCGUGGCGUACCGGCGCGUGCGGGCCCUGCAGAAGCUGCAGCCCUGGCCCCGGGGCAGCCUCUCCAGCAGCUCCUCCCAGACCUCCCUGGCCAAGGUGGAGAAGGCGGCUGCUGGCAGCUACAGCGAGCUGGACCGCAAGAUCCUGCAGCUCUGCGGCGAGCUGUACGACCUGGACGCCGCCUCGCUCCAGCUCAAGGUCAUCAACUACCUGAAGCAGGAGACCCAGUCGCUGUGCUGCUGCCUGCUGCUCGUCUCCGAGGACAACCACCAGCUCUUCUGCCAGGUGGUGGGCGACCGGGUCCUCGAGGAGGAGAUCAGCUUUUCCCUCACCUUCGGGCGCCUGGGGCAGGUGGUGGAGGACAAGAAGCCCAUCACCCUGCAGGACAUCAGCGUGGAGGAGCACAAGCAGCUGAACAACAUGCUGGGCUUCGAGGUCACCUCCAUGCUCUGCGUCCCCGUCACCAGCCGGGCCACCGCGCAGGUGGUGGCCCUGGCCUGCGCCUUCAACAAGCUGGGCGGCGAGAGCUACACGGAGGCGGACGAGCACAAGAUCCAGCACUGCUUCUGCUACACCUCCACGGUGCUCACCAGCACGCUGGCCUUCCAGAAGGAGCAGAAGCUCAAGUGCGAGUGCCAGGCCCUGCUGCAGGUGGCGAAGAACCUGUUCACGCACUUGGACGACGUGUCCGUGCUGCUCCAGGAGAUCAUCACGGAAGCCCGAAACCUCAGCAACGCCGAGAUAUGCUCCGUGUUCCUGCUGGACCGGCUCAGCCACGAGCUCGUGGCCAAGGUGUUUGACGGCGGCGUGGUGGAUGACGAGAGCUACGAGAUCCGCAUCCCCGCGGACCAGGGCAUCGCCGGGCACGUGGCCACCACCGGCAAGAUCCUCAACAUCAAGGACGCCUACUCGCACCCGCUCUUCUACCGCGGCGUGGACGACAGCACCGGCUUCCGCACCAGGAACAUCCUCUGCUUCCCCAUCAAGAACGAGAAUCAGGAGGUCAUUGGUGUUGCGGAGCUGGUCAACAAGAUCAACGGUCCCUGGUUUAGCAAGUUCGACGAGGAUCUGGCCACCGCCUUCUCCAUCUACUGCGGCAUCAGCAUUGCCCACUCCCUGCUCUACAAGAAGGUGAACGAGGCGCAGUACCGCAGCCACCUGGCCAACGAGAUGAUGAUGUACCACAUGAAGGUCUCGGACGACGAAUACACCAAACUGCUCAGCGAGGGCAUCCAGCCCGUGUCCACCAUCGACCCCAACUUCGCCAGCUUCACCUACACGCCGCGCUCGCUCCCCGAGGACGACACCUCCAUGGCCAUCCUGAGCAUGCUGCAGGACAUGAACUUCAUCAACACCUACAAGAUGGACCGCCAGACGCUCACCCGGUUCUGCCUGAUGGUGAAGAAGGGCUACCGCGACCCGCCGUACCACAACUGGAUGCACGCCUUCUCCGUCUCCCACUUCUGCUACCUGCUCUACAAGAACCUCGAGCUGGUCAACUACCUGGAGGACAUCGAGAUCUUUGCCCUGUUCAUCUCCUGCAUGUGCCACGACCUGGACCACAGAGGCACCAACAACUCCUUCCAGGUGGCUUCGAAAUCCGUCCUGGCGGCACUGUACAGCUCGGAGGGCUCCGUCAUGGAGAGGCACCACUUCGCCCAGGCCAUCGCCAUCCUCAACAGCCAGGGCUGCAACAUCUUCGACCACUUCUCCCGCAAGGACUACCAGCGCAUGCUGGACCUCAUGAGGGACAUCAUCCUGGCCACGGACCUGGCCCACCACCUGCGGAUCUUCAAGGACCUCCAGAAAAUGGCAGAAGUUGGCUACGACCCCAAGAACAAGCAGCACCACAGCCUGCUGCUGUGCCUGCUCAUGACGUCCUGCGACCUCUCGGACCAGACCAAGGGCUGGAAGACCACCAGGAAGAUCGCGGAGCUCAUCUACAAGGAGUUCUUCUCCCAAGGAGACCUGGAGAAGGCCAUGGGCAACCGCCCGCUGGAGAUGAUGGACCGGGAGAAGGCCUACAUCCCCGAGCUGCAGAUCAGCUUCAUGGAGCACAUCGCGAUGCCCAUCUACAAGCUGCUGCAGGAGCUCUUCCCCAAGGCCGCCGAGCUCUACGAGAGGGUGGCCAGCAACCGGGAGCAGUGGACCAAGGUGUCCCACAAGUUCACCAUCCGCGGCUUGCCCAGCAACAACUCCCUGGACUUCCUCGACGAGGAGUACGACCCGCAGGCCCUGGGCGCCCCGGGGGCCCAGCUCAACGGCUGCCUGGACGCCGAGGGGCUCCCCGAGUCGGGGGCCGAGUGAGCGGGGGGGGCCAUGGCCCAGCGGGGGGGUGAGGCGGUGCACCGGCCCCCCGCCCCGCCGCUUCUCCCCCCAAUUUUCUCCCGCUCCGGCGGGUGCAUUUGGGGACCUCCUUAUUUAUAGGGCGAGAUCCCGGCCCCCCCGGCCCCCGGGGCAGGAUUAUUCAGGUCUCUCCUCCAGCCGAGGGCGGCUGCUCUUUUCGGACUGCGUUUUGCCGUGUCCCGCCGGCUCCCGGCCGGGGCGGAUUCGGGGAUGAGGUGGGGGUGAGGAGGGGGAUAUGUGCUUUAAGCUGCCUUAAGGCGCCGGGUUCGGGUGCAUCCCGUGGGGGCUGGCGGUAGGGAUGCUCUCGGGGACCGUCGCCCCGGUCCCCCGCCGACGGAGCUGGGUCCCCCGCUCGCCGUGGAGAGGGCGAGCCCGAGCCCCCCGGUGCCCUCGGACGCUCUGGGGACGACGUACGGCUUCGGUCCAGCGCGGAGGACGCGAGGAGUCGGGACCAGAACUGGAGAAGCAGGAUGAGUCUGGCUAGAGGACGCGAGAGGGCACCUGGGGACACCCUGAGCGAGGCCACGGCCAAGACCUCCGUCACCCGGGCUUGUCCCCAACCCGAAGGCACGAAGCUGUGGCACCUCGGGCGACGGGGGUGAGCGUGCAAGGCUUCGCUGGGGGCACCCGCUCUGCACCCCCAGAUGCGGGUUUGGGGGGACACCCAGGUUUUGGGGGUCGGGUCCCCGCCGUGUCCCUGCUGUGUGGGUGCUUCUCUGGCAGCCUGCGCCCAGAGCUGCGGUGCUGCGGUGCUGGGUCCGCCGCGGCGCCCGGUGUCGGGCAGGCGGGAGCUGCAUGACUGCAGGUGAUUACACCAACCACCACCGUGUCCCCGAGCUGCCCGAGCUCGCAGCGGCUUCCCGACAACUCCUGCUCCACCGACCACCGUGUGCAGACCCUGCCAGCCACCCAUGGUCCCUCCAGCCCCACCGACCACCGUGCAUGGACCCUGCUGGCUGUCCACAGUCCUUCCAGCCCCACUGACCACCAUGCAUGGACCCUGAGGGCCACCCGUGAUCCCUCCAGCCCCACUGACCACCAUGCAUGGACCUCAACAGCUGCCCGUGGUCCCUCCAGCUCCACCGAACACCAUGCAUGGAUCCUGCUGGCCCUGUGUGAUCCCUCCAGCUCCACCGAACACCAUGCACAGACCCCACUGGCCACUCGUGAUCCCUCCAGCCCCACCGACCACCAUGCAUGGAUCCUGCCGGCCACCUGUGAUCCCUCCAGCUCCACCGACCACCGUUCACAGACCCCGCCGGCCACUUGUGAUCCGUCCAGCCCCACCGACCACCAUGCAUGGACCCUGAUGGCCACCCACAGUCCCUCCAGCCCCACCAACCAACGUGCAUGGACCCUGUUGGCCACCUGUGAUCCCUCCAGCCCCACUGACCACCGUACAUGGACACUGCUGGCCACCCAUGCUCCCUCCAGCCCCACCGACCACCAUGCAUGGAUCCUGCCAGCCACUUGUGGUCCCUCCAGCCUCCCUGACCACCAUGCAUGGAUCCUGCCGGCCACCCAUGAUCCCUUCAGCCCCCCGACCACCAUGCAUGAACCCUGCCAGCCACCCACGGUCCUCCAGCCCCAUUGGUCACCAUGCAUGGACCCCGCCGGCCACUUGUGAUCCCUCCAGCCCCACCGACCACCAUGCAUGGACCCCGCUGGCCACCCAUGGUCCCUCCAGCCCCCCUGACCAUGCAUGGACCCUGCCGGCCACCCAUGGUCCCUCCAGCCCCACCAACUGCUCUGCACAGACCAUGCCGGCUGCCCGCAGUCCUUCUGGCCCUACUGACCACCGUGCCCAGACCCCACCGACCUCCCCCGGUCCCUCCAGUCCCACCAACCUUCAUGCAUGGACCUUGCCAGCUGCCCAUGGUCCUGCAGGUCCUACUGACCACUGUGCAGGGAGCCCACCAGCUGCCUGUGGUCCCACCGGCCCCACUGACCACCAUGCAUGGACCCUGUUGGCCACCCACAGUUCCUCUGGCCCUCCUGAUGGCCAUGCAUGGACCCCACCACCUGCUCAUAUCCCUCCAGCCCUACUAACCACUGUGCACGGACCCUGCCAGCUGCCUGUGGUCCCUCCAGCCCUACUGACCACUGUGCAUGGUCCCCACAGCUGCCCGUGGUCCCUCUGGCCCUCCUGAUCACCAUGCAUGGACACUGCCAGCUGCUCAUGUCCCUCCAACCCCACUGACCUCCAUGCAUGGACCCUGAUGGCUGCUCGUAUCCCCCCCAACCCUGCUGACCACCGUGCAUGGACCCUGCGUGCUGCUCAUGUCCCUCCAGCUGUACUGACCACCGUGCAUGGACCCUGCCAGCUGCCUGUGGUCCCUCCAGCCCCACCAACCACUGUGCACGGACACUGCCAGCUCCUCAUAUCCCUCCAGCCCCACUGACCACCAUGCAUGGACCUCAACAGCUGCCCGUGGUCCCUCCAGCCCCAUCAACCACCAUGCAUGGACCUCAGCAGCUGCCCGUGGUCCCUCCAGCCCCAUCAACCACCAUGCAUGGACCUCAGCAGCUGUCUGUGGUCCCUCCAGCCCCAUCAACCACCAUGCAUGGACCUCAGCAGCUGCCUGUGGUCCCUCCAGCCCCAUCAACCACCAUGCAUGGACCUCAGCAGCUGUCUGUGGUCCCUCCAGCCCCACCAACCACCAUGCAUGGACCUCAGCAGCUGCCUGUGGUCCCUCCAGCCCCACUGACCACCAUGCAUGGACCUCAGCAGCUGCCCGUGGUCCCUCCAGCCCCAUCAACCACCAUGCAUGGACCUCAGCAGCUGCCCGUGGUCCCUCCAGCCCCAUCAACCACCAUGCAUGGACCUCAGCAGCUGCCCGUGGUCCCUCCAGCCCCAUCAACCACCAUGCAUGGACCUCAGCAGCUGUCUGUGGUCCCUCCAGCCCC